Molecule: messenger RNA, 1680 nt
Organism: Phycodurus eques (leafy seadragon)
Lineage: Eukaryota; Metazoa; Chordata; Actinopteri; Syngnathiformes; Syngnathidae
Product: phosphoglycerate mutase 1-like
Exons: 4
Coding region: 126-890 (254 amino acids)
Biological process (GO): glycolytic process
Molecular function (GO): intramolecular phosphotransferase activity
Source: RefSeq, a predicted model, not a curated record
GAAUCGACUUGAUAAAAGUCUUUUCAUCGGGUUGAAGCGGACCUCACUCGUCUGCUCGUCGCCAGACAUAUUCUCUCGUCCUCAUUGUUUUUUUUUAUCCACACAUUCAUCCUCUUUGUUCGAUAAUGGCCGCCUACAAGCUGGUGCUCAUUCGCCACGGUGAGAGCAACUGGAACCAGGAGAAUCGGUUCUGCGGCUGGUUCGAUGCUGAUUUGAGCGAGACGGGGGAGAAGGAGGCGAGGAGAGGUGGACAGGCCCUGAAGGACGCAAGCUUCGAGUUCGACAUCUGCUACACCUCGGUGCUGAAGAGGGCCAUCCGAACGCUGUGGUUGGUCCUGGACGCCAUCGACCAAAUGUGGUUGCCCGUGCGCCGCACUUGGCGCCUCAACGAGCGCCAUUACGGCGGCCUGACGGGCCUCAACAAAGCCGAGACGGCCGCCAAGCACGGCGAGGCCCAGGUGAAGAUCUGGAGGCGCUCCUUUGACGUGCCCCCACCCCCUAUGGGCCCCGAGCACGACUUCGACGCCGUCAUCAGCAAGGAUCGGCGCUACGCAGACCUGACCAAGGAGCAGCUUCCCACCUGCGAGAGCCUCAAGGACACCAUCGCACGAGCGCUGCCCUUUUGGAACGAGGAGAUCGCUCCGCAGAUCAAACAGGGGAAGCGAGUGCUCAUCGCCGCGCAUGGAAACAGCUUGAGGGGCAUCGUGAAGCAUCUGGAGGGAAUGUCGGACGCAGCCAUCAUGGAGCUCAACCUGCCCACCGGCAUCCCCAUUCUGUACGAGCUGGACAAGAACCUGAAGCCCGUGAAGCCGAUGCAGUUCCUGGGAGACGAGGAGACCGUGCGCAAAGCCAUGGAGGCCGUGGCCGCUCAGGGCAAGGCUAAGAAGUAAAAAAAACAAAAUAUUUUUUUAAAUUAAUUAAUUAAUUUGAAAAAAAAUCACUUGAAUCACAAAUAAUAAGUCUAUCUAAUGUCAGUAAUCAUUGUGUGCUUAGUUGGAACACUGUAACUUGCCUGUGCUGGGGAAUUAAGUCAAUACAAGGUAGUAAAGACAAUAAAUAAGAGGCUCAUUAACAUAAAAAAAACUUUAAAGUAUUCUUCAUCUGUGCACUUGAUUAUUUAAUAAAUGAUGAAUUCAUUAGAUGUUUGAAGCCUCAUACAAUUGUGUGUUUUAAAUUGUAAUCCAUAAAUGAUGUUUGAAUGGAUUUUGAUUCUGACGUUGACAUCAUGAUGGCCCCAUUAGUAUGCAAAAUGGAUAAUAUAAUGCAGAAGCUGAAGUCUACAUUGAGAAUGGACUUUUCUGUCCAGCAUAUUCAGAGACCAAUGCAAAAUGAUCAGUUGCUCAGAUUGGGCUAUUUAUAAUGCAUAUAUAUUUGAGUAAAAUGAACAAAUUUGGUGUAUUCUCCAGUAUAAACUACUGACAACAUCACUCCCAAAUUCAAAUUACAAGUAUUGUCAUUGAAAGCAUUUAUUUUCAGAACUUGUGGUCAAAAUACCAAACAGGGUCCCGUACUUUUGGUUAUAUAUUUUUUUUUCAAAAGCUGUUUGUCAAUUAGAAAUAAUAUAAAUGGAAAGAGUUGACAAUUGUUUGUAUUGUAUCGAUAACAAUACCAUUCCGCAGUGAACCUAACGUAUGUUUUAAGAAUGUGUUUCUGAAGUGUUAAAUAAAUUGUACAAAGUUA